Salvia splendens (bonfire salvia) is the source of this 1503-nucleotide messenger RNA. RefSeq lists its product as uncharacterized. The record is from RefSeq and is a predicted model, not a curated record. The transcript has 6 exons. NCBI's taxonomy places the organism in Eukaryota, Viridiplantae, Streptophyta, Magnoliopsida, Lamiales, Lamiaceae. The coding region runs from base 254 to 1381 and encodes 375 amino acids.
CAGUAGUGAGUCGUAAACCUUCCACCUCCUCCUCCACCUCCUCCUCCUCCUAGCAUAUACUAACAAACCUCAAACCAAAAUACACUUAUUAAAGUUCCCAAAUUCAGUUGAAUUCAAUCACAUCUUCACAUCUUCAACCUUUCCAUCGCAAUUCCUCUCAAGUCAAAACGCUUUCUCCAACAAAUUCACGUAUAAAUAACUAGGCGCGCACACAUAAUUUUCAAUUUUUUUUUGUGCCUCAAAUUGAAGAGUGAUGCCUGGUAUGGGAGGUCACGGGGGGGCGCCGCGGCAUCGGAAUGGCGGAGACAGGGCUUGCAGAGAGAGAUUUGCUCAGCAGCAGCAGCAGCAGCAGCAGCUAGUGGUUCGACAGCAGCAGCAGCAGAAGCGGCAAAUGCAGCAGAGUGGGGGAGCGAAGGUGGAGGCGGAGGAGAAGCCGCGCGAUGGAGAUGAUUCGUUGCUGUUUCCUGCAUUGUUCGUGCCGCGCUCUGUUACCAACUUAGAUCGUUUGAUGGAAUCGGUUGCUCCGUUCAUCGAGGCGCGUUAUUCGCCGGAGGUGUAUGCAAGGGGAUUCGAGACGAAAAAGGUGGAUUCACGUGCCUUUUUUUACUUGGAGGAUGUAUGGGAAUCUUUUAGCGAAUGGAGUGUGUAUGGAAGAGGAGUACCUCUUCUCUUACAAGGAGAACCUAUCCAACAAUACUAUGUUCCGUCUCUCUCUGGCAUACAGUUGCACAUUCAUCCGUCAAAGGCUUCUUCUAUUUUGACUGCGUUGAUGAGUACUGCUGGCUGCGGCAACUGGGAAGUAGAUAAAGGUGAUGAAUAUGUUUUUGAUCUCCACACAAAACAACUAAGUAGAGUUGAUAACGCUGAUUCACCUGGCCAGCUAUCGAUUCAGUUUUUCGAAAGGGAUUUACCACACGACCGUAGACCCUUAUCUAAUAAGAUGUCGUUACUUGCUUCCCCUUUUCCCGUGCUUAGUAAAAUCAAGAGCUGUGAUCUGCUCCCUACAAGUUGGAUUUGUGUUGCUUGGUAUCCCAUCUAUAGAAUUCCAGUUGGCUCAACGAUGCAAGAGUCACAGGCAGCCUCUUUGACAUUCCAUUCCUUAUCGACACAGUCUAUAAGUAGCCCCGCAUCACCUAAGUUCCAUCAAGCGAAUACCAGAACUGUUCGUGGCUUGGUUGAUCCAACUGCAAGAAUCUCCUUACCAGUCUUUGCCCUCGCUUCAUACAAACUCAAGGGGUCGAUUUUCGGUCCACGUGGGACUGAAGAAUGGGAACAAGAGAAAAGUCUUUCGCAAGCUGCGGAGAAUUGGCUUAAAUGUGUGCAGGUUGAGCUACCUGACUACAUGUACUUCCGUAGAAGAAAUGGUGGAGUGUUUUUCUAGCUGUUUGGAAUGUUAUAGUUUUAUAUAAUUACUUGAAAAACGAAAGAAUAAUGAAAUCUAAAAGAACAAAAAAAUUGUUCUUUUAUAGAAUAGUAGUAUAAUGAUUUGGCAUUUUGGCUAGA